AUGUCCCACAGGCCGCCGCCUCCUCAGGGCUUUCCUGGCGUGAAGCGGCGCGCGCCGGAAGGUGACUUGAGUUUGGUGCUGGUCCCGCCUCCGCCCACCUGUUUGCCCGGAUCCAAAGCAGACCGGCUUCUGGAGGACGAAACGAAGUGCAGAGGCUUUGGUUGCGAGGGAGCUUCCGGCACCAGAACAUCCAGAAGUUUGGUCUUGGCCCCCCCGCCGCCAAUCGGACUGCCGUGUGCUCCGCGGGCACCGCUGUCGGAUUCUUGCUUUCUUGCACCACCACCUCCUGUGGGUCUGCCCGAAGUGGCCGGCAGACUUUCAACACCGGGGCUCCCAAACGCAGAGCCCUCGCACUCGGUGGUCGUCAGCAACAGUUGCUCCGCAUCAGAGUCCGGCGAGGACUCAGACGAUGAUGUGCCAGUCGAGAAUGGAGAGAGGCACCGGAGCGACAUGGAGGUUCUUUUAGCUCACCGAUCCUCGCUGCUGAGAACGACCUCACGACAGACUCGCCUCAGCGAGGACAUUCCAGCAAGCGCUCAUGAGCUAGCACGUGAGACGCGAUCAGAGGACCAGCACCCCUUCAAGCCUUCGAAGUUGUCGUUUUUUGAACGCGUCUUCCGCCACGGCGGGUCAGACUUCAGAGAAGCAGGUGGGAGACAAAGCAUGCUUCACCAACUUCAGCAGGACAUGGCAGGACUGGAUGAUGCCUGGUUCGGACGCUGGUCCAGCCUGCUUUCGAAAGAAGGCUUAUCCUGCACAAAGGUUGCUACAAAUGGAAAGCCUUACGCUCGCCGGCUCCAUGUCGACUGCAGGAACAUGAUCGUCGAGAUUCAUGGAGGCCGCAGUGGGACAGUUGGUAUUUUGCUCGAUGACGUCGUCGAUGUCUGCAAGGACCUCGAAAGCUCGGAAUUCGCUCGAUAUCGGCAGCACAAUGCCAGGCAUGAGCACAAAGAAAUGGCUUGCCGAGCCUUGAUCUUGCACACCCCUGCGCGGUCGUUCUCCUUUCUUUUCGCCAAUGCCUCGCAGCGGGACGUCUUCGGUCAAUUCCUCAUGUAUCUGCUCAAGAAGCGCCGAGGGACGAUGUCAGUCGAUACCGUUUCCGCAGCCACGACUGCGCGCGACGACGUGGAUGAGCUCCCUGCGUCAGAAGCAAGCUCUUACCCUCCGAAAGAGGGCCGCGGGAAAGUGGCAUAUCCCGACAGCUCGUGGUACGAGGGCGACUUCAGCGCGCACCAGCGUCACGGCCAAGGGACACUUCACCUGCUGGACGGCAGCAAGCACGAGUGCCAGUGGCAGAAUGAUGAACGCCACGGGCCAGGGCGAGAACAUUGGGCAGAUGGCACCGUCUUUCGCGGCCAUUACGUUCAUGGACUACGUCAUGGCCAGGGAGUGAUGACGUGGCCUGAGGGAUCCAGGUACACGGGGCUGUUCGAACGAGGUCGUGCAAAUGGCGAUGGGGAGUUGGUGCGCACGGACAACUCAGUCUACCGAGGUCAGUUCAAGGAGGACUGCAUGAGUGGAGAUGGCUGUAUGCAGUGGGUCGAUGGUGUCGAGUACAAAGGCCAGUUUGAGGCCAACCGGCGACAUGGCUUCGGGAAGAUGGUUUGGACGUCUGGCAAAUGGAAGAGCUAUGAAGGCUCUUGGAAGGCCGGUGUUCAACAUGGCCGCGGCAUUCUCACAGACCAGAAGGAUGUUGCGUACGUCGGACAUUUCCUGGACGGCAAGAUCGAUCACUGGGAGGGGAACCCUCCUGACUCAGGCUUCUGA
This is a messenger RNA of Symbiodinium natans, 1767 nucleotides long. The record is from the annotation of a GenBank genome assembly. Lineage: Eukaryota; Dinophyceae; Suessiales; Symbiodiniaceae.